AUGGCAGCAGAUAGCGUUAUUCCGACGGUUUCCCGACGUGUUGAAUGUGGACGGGACACAUGCAACAAACCGCCUUGGCUUCUGCGCCAAACCGACCCCCGAUUUCUCUCCUAUCUUACGGCUCGUUGGUUGUACAUCACCCGAAAAUGGGCCAUACACGCACAGUCCGGGAUGGUUCAUUUCGGUAAUGUGACCGCCAACCGACUGGAGGAUGCAAACGGGCGCCUCAAAGAUCGUGCAAACCACUCCGAAACGUUGGAGCAUGCCACUCAAAAGGUGUCCCGGCACGCCGAGUGGCUCAUGCGGGAGUUUGAGAUGCAUACGUCGAACCAUUGCGACAGGCGUCAAAUCCUGGAAGAUGACGCCUACGUUCUAGACGUAGUCUGUCAAAUGACGAAAUAUGCAUGCUUCCUCUCAGGCGAUGUGACCCCCCUGCGUGCACCUGUUCUCUGUAUUUCGAGAUCAGUCCGUCCGGAGCAUUUUACUUCAUAUCAACCGACUUUACUUUUGAACUCAUGCUCGCUGUUCCCUACAAGUUUGGAAAUAAACCUACUAUUAUGGCAUCAGAUACUGUCCAUUUUUAGUGACGUUGUCCUCAUUUCGCGCGGCACUACUACCCGCAAAUCGCCCAAAUCAUACUUCAUUCUGACGAGGCCACAUGCUUUCCAUCGGCUUACUUGUGAACCGAUGACGACGAUUGACGGUGACAGUCGGAGUGCCACCGCCGGUGGCAGUGACAUAUUGUCCAGCAUCCACUGUGGUUACGACCAACUUCAGCCAACUAAGUCGAAGUCGGACGAAGCACAAAAGACCAAGCGUCGCGUGCGCUUUCCGGACGAUGAGGUGAUCUCGGAUUAUUUAGAACCGUUUCGCCCAGUUCCGGACAACUGUACAAGCGAGGAGCUGAUUGCCGCCUAUUUGGAAUCCUGCUUUCAAUACAAAGUUGCCCCAAUUGAAUUCCUUUUGGAGCAAUUGAAAGGCAUUGAUCUGUCGAUUUGCAAUGAGCGGUAUAGCCGCCUCAGCUUGAAAGGCAUUCGCCUUAAUCGGUUACAAGUCGAGACACUGGAGGAGAUAUUCCGCCGAGUGCAUUUUCGGGAACUUGACUUCGAGGGCACUUAUCUAGAUGACCAGUCAGCCGUAGCAUUUUUCGACAUGCUGUUGCAUUACGAAACGUGUAACGAGCUCAGCGUUACGCUCAAUUUGGACCGAAUGCAUCCCAGUCAGGCGUGGACCCGGUGCGUGACAUUCUUACGACGCUCUUCUGAACUGUGUCGAUUCGCACUCAGUCACACUCCCCUGAGUGUCAGCAAUUUUCUGGGACUUAGCUUCUUUGGUCUGUGCUUGGACUGCUUGUCUUUACGAGACUGCAGUCUUUCUGGCCAGGCUCUAUUCGGUUUGGUUCGUUGGCUCCGACUCCUCUUAUCCUCAACCAGUCUAGAACCGCCUGGACGGGACAAAUCCAACGGGGGUGUUCGAAAUCACAGACGCCAAUCAAACGGUCGCCACGCGAGGCCCACCCGGACUGAUGUGACCAGAUUUUCCAACAAGCACCCAUCCAUUUGGGAAUUGAAGUUGGACUUAUCAUUUAACAAGCUUAACGUUACGGAUGCAGAAACUCUAUUGAUGCUCAUACGCCAUCAGAUUCUGGUCCCACGAGUAACGCAUUCGCCACACCAUAUGCCACCGUCAGGAAAGGACACGUCAGAAGAAGCUUCUGAAAGCCCCACCCCACCCGAAGAAUUGUUGCCGGUUGGUGGUAUAGGCUUUCUCAUAGACCUGGAUGUGUCGAACAAUAAUCUCGGAGAUGAUGGCCUUCGUGUACUAUGCACUGGCCUGCUACAAUGCUAUCGUAACCGCUUGCGCCAAGUUCACUCAGAGCAGCCAACCGUAACAGGACAGGAAGCAGUUGAAGAUGUGUCCUCCAUCUCCACUGAUGACUGUCCCAGCUCUUUCACUCACUCAUCAGACGAAGUAUCAGUGUGUGUGCGUGGGUUGGAGCGACUCUGCGUGGCGAACAACGGCUUAACGGCGUCUGGGAUGCAGAUUGUCGCGUUGCUUCUCAUGCAAACCCCCCAACGUUUGGUUCCUCUAGUUGGAGGUCUUGUUAGCCUGGAUCUGAGCAACAACCCUGGAAUUCGUGAUGAGGGGACUGAAAUCUUGUGCGAUGGUCUUAUAAGAAAUCACAGUCUGAAGGAGCUGUACCUCCGUGCAAUCCGGAUGUCAUUUACCGGUAUUUUUGCCCUUUCUGGCUUCUUGAGCGAAUCCAAGUGUUUGCGUAUGUUGGACAUUCGUUCAAACCAACUGGAUCUCGCUGGUCUUAUGGCUUUGUCAAAAACCCUGGCUCUGAAUUUCACUCUAACCGGCUUCCUUUCUGACGCACGAAGUUUCUCAGCAUCGGACAGUUCUCUCCUUGCGACUGAUGCAGAGCUCAUUCUGUUCCUGAUUGAUGAAAUUGAUACCUAUUUGCGACGUAAUCGUGCGUUGCUUGAGGAAAGCGCUGAUCCGCCCACCGUUACGACCACCACGGUCAGUACUAGUCCUUCCGGCAAACCAACAGACACCGUUAAUGCAACUGUCGAUGUGCAGUCAUCGAGCACAGCUACUAUCGGCAGCUUCUCUGACCCACGUGCCUGUUUAUCAGAAGUGAUCCUCAAUCCCGCAGAAUUCCAGGUAGCGCACGAGAAGUCGGAUUCAUCUAGCAAAAUGGUCCCCUCUCAAAACGUUUUGAGUAAUUUGAACAAUACGAAGACAUCCACCUUUGAGGACACAGAGCUCUUAGCCGUCGGCUCGUUUGGAACAGCUGAUGUGCCAUUGGGCUCCAGUGUCCAUGAAGAAGACCCACCUGCCGCGCAUUUCGUUGAGUCCGUGGUAGAGUGUGCUGGGUUGUGUACGGGGUCAGUUAAAGAUCCCAAUCAGUGGAUGGUCGUACAAAAACAGUUGGAUGAUCAUCCUGGAGCCCCCACUCAAACUCGCAAAAGUGAAAGCCGACUUAUCGCAGUUUCUUCUCAAGAAGACGGCUUGUGUCGGUUUUACGGACAGGAGAUUAAUGCAGGACCAAGUGGAUUACACUGUGUCAGUCUUCAGGAAGAGCUACCCGAACCGCAUAGGGUGGAAAAUGUGCUUGCAGAAAGAAUCGCCAAUGAUGUCAUUGAUGGAAGUGCACGCUUGCCCAAGUGCGUGCAUCACACCGGUAUCUUUCCAUCUAUUGAACAGCAAUGCGGGGAUUCCUCUACCCCAUAUGCUCCCAAGUCUACCGGUAUUAACCAACGGUCCGAAUCGGGAACUGUAAGAUCUUGUCAAGGUGGAGAUGAUUACGCCGACGGAUCGGGGGGACUGCAAAAGCACGCUAAAGCGACGACACAGCAAUCUACACGUUGGGACGAUGGGGACUCUGUGGAACAUCUCUCGACACCACAAACUUGACCCCUGUUCUGGUUGAGCAGGUAAAGCGAAUUCUGUGUUUGUUGCAUUCGGCCCGGGCCCGUUUUUAUAUCCAGUUGCACAAAAUUAACGCUGUAAAUACCGUUGCACCCCUUAAUGACUUUAUUUUAUUUCAUCUUGCUUUGUUCUUUUCUUCCCCGUUUUUGUUGACAUAUCUACACACGAGGUUCUCUUGGUUUUCGUUCCGGCUGUGUUCAUCCACCUCAUUAAUAUUUGUCUUAUGUCCACUGCCAUUCUCACUUUCACCUUUCCGUUUUAUCCUGUUUUUGGUCAAUUGGUUAAGUACAAAUUUAUCUACAGCCU
Molecule: messenger RNA, 3744 nt
Organism: Opisthorchis viverrini
Lineage: Eukaryota; Metazoa; Platyhelminthes; Trematoda; Opisthorchiida; Opisthorchiidae
Exons: 13
Coding region: 1-3423 (1140 amino acids)
Molecular function (GO): protein binding
Source: RefSeq, a predicted model, not a curated record